This is a messenger RNA of Phaedon cochleariae (mustard beetle), 4877 nucleotides long. The record is from the annotation of a GenBank genome assembly. NCBI's taxonomy places the organism in Eukaryota, Metazoa, Arthropoda, Insecta, Coleoptera, Chrysomelidae.
UAGGUACCAGGCGAAUGGAUUAUAUUUCUACUGGUCUGGAGACUAAUCCCAAAAUCGAGGAUGAUUCAACAUCUAAACAAAUUCUUGAGUAUUAUAGGAAAUAUUCACAAAACCAAGCAUUAACUAAAUAUUUCUCCGGCACUCCACUAUCAUAUCUCCCAGAGAUCAAAGAUGAUUAUGUGUUCAAUGAAUUACCGGAUUCUGAUAUUCCUAAUAUUAUUAUUGAAAGUGAUGUUGAUAUCAUUUUGGUAACAAAUCCCAGUACAUCAAAAGAAAAUGAACAAUCUGCUUCAUCUCCUACUAGUAGUGUAAAUCAUAAAUUGGAAUGGGACAGUCUAGCAGAUAUUGGCUAUACAAAUACCAACAUUACAAAACAAUUUCAUAUCAGCAAUUGUUUAUUCCCUUCAUUAUCUGAAAAGAAAGAUGAGACUCAGAAAUAUAAAAAUACUCCAUCUGAUGGUAUGGAUAAUAUAAAGUUAAUUAUUUUUCCUUAUUCAAGUGGUUCAGAAGAGGUUGAAAAUCUCAAGGAUUAUUCCUCCUCAUCCUCAUUUCCAGAGGAUAAAAAGAUGUGUUCUUCAACCUGCUCAAAUACAAGUAUAUAUAGUAUGAAUAUUCAAAAACCAUGUACCUCUAGUUCCCAGUCAACAUCAUCUGAGAAAAUAUCCCAUUUCAAGAACACACUAUCAUAUUUGAAGAAAAAAAUUGGAUUACCAGAUGCCCAUUCAACACCAAAUAUUGAUGAAAAACAUAAUGAUGAUUUUACUGGUAUUUCUGAAACACCAAUUGCUAAACAAAUUGAGAAACCAAUCAAAAAUAUAUUGACCAAUGAAGAUUACUAUGGAAGCUUUGAUAUUCUUGAAAAUGAACCUGGAGAUGGUCACUUACACAAUAUAACACAACUACAAGAACAAGGAAGUGAUGGAGUAAAUACUGUGGUCAAAAGAGUUAUUAAUCUGUGUCAAACUGAACCACUUGCAUUAGAAUGCAUACCAACUCAACCUAAAUUUGAAAAUAAAAAUAUGCAAACUAAAUCCAAGUAUCAAAUUAAUGUAGCUGUCCAAACUCUGCCCAGUUCAGAAAAAAAUAAAGGGAGAACUGCAAAUCAGGCUCAACAAAAUGUUAAUCAAUGUCUUAUGCAUGAAAAUCAUUCUGAAACUAAUAAGAUCAAUCUCAAAAGUACAGGAACUGGUUCUGAAAUAUCACAUUCUGACAGUUUCAAUCCCAUAAAGAAGGAUCCAUUGAAAUUUGGUUCUGAAAUAGAUGUCCAUGUAAACAAGGUGGAAUUAUCCAAUGAUGUUGGAAAUAAUGGUGAUGAGAAUAGCAAUAACAAAAACAAUAAUAUAGAUAUUGAUUAUUGCCAGAUUUCUUCAGAAGAUAUUCAUAUGGCUAAUGCAAUUGUUUCCAGUACUAUUGAAAACCCAAGUGAUUACAUUGAAAAAUAUAUUCAUCUGUUCCAGAGGCUUCUUAGAUCUAAGAAAUAUGAUUCAGUAACAAAGAAACAUUACUUGAAGAAAAUUAUCAAGAAAAUUACUGAAUCAAAAUAUCUUGAAGAGUCAAGUACAAGUUCUGAUUUGUUCCUCCCAAAAAAAUAUAAUUCAAAUUCUCAAACUCUUCCUAAUGUCAAAUUUGCUACCAGCACUGACUCUACUGAAGAAAAAUCAUUGAGAAAUAAUAGUUCAAAAUGUAUUACCAGUGAAGGAAAGUUGCACAAAAAGAGAACAUUUCAAAUAAAAUCUUCUCAUCAGGAUAUCAUGCCAAAUGCAUCUAUCCCCAUGAAUGAAAUAUCAAAUUCUGAUGAUAUUGUAGGAGUUGAUGUAGAAAGUGUAAAUAAUUCAAUCAUUCAUACUAAUAAGGAAUCAUUCAAUGAUAAUCAAAGUACAGAUAAGUUGGAACAAAAAUCUAACCAUUUUUAUUCAGACACUGUGAGCUCUAAUGUGAGCAAAGACAAACAACAAUAUGGUUCUACUUCCACUUCAAAAUCAUACAAGAAUUGGAAGGAUAACAAGACUAUUUCUGAAAAAAUUCUUGACCAAAUUAAUUUACCAAGUUGUGAUGGUGACUACUUGAUCAAAGUUGCAAAUGAGGAUAGAAACUACCAAGUUAACUGCAUUGAAACAAAAAUGAACAAAUUAGUAAAUUCAAGCAGAUCAUCAGAAAAACAACCAGUUGAACUGUUGACCAUGAAGAGUCAGAAAAUGGUGCCAAAGACUACUUCAGCUUAUACUGUAUCUGAGAAAAGUGACAAUGAGUUGAUAAUGAGAAGAAAUUUUGUCAUCCAGACUAAUUUGGGUGCAGGGUCUUCCAAAAAUAAAUUUUUCUGCUUGGACGGCAGAAAAUAUGUGCUUGAGAAUUCCACCAAUGAAAAUAAAAAUUCAGAAAAAUCAGGGCAAGUGUUUGCUGAUCUAGAAAUUGUUUUAUCUGAUACCACAACCAAUAUUAAAGUUACUACUUCUUGUGAGAAUUGUAAAACUUCCCCAUGUGUUUGCCAAUGCCAAUAUUCCAAAGAUACUGAUCAACCAAGGUCUCACAGAACACAUAGAGAGCUAAGAAAAAAUGUUUGUUACAAAUGCAGUAAACUAUGUUGCAGUUGUUCAUCUACUGAAUCUAAAUCUGGUGAAUGGAUUUGUUCAUUUUGUUGUACAUCUCCAUGUUUGUGUACUGAUAAAUUUAAAGACAAUGAAACAAGAUAUGAAUUUGCAUAUAAAAAAUGCAUGAUUUGUGGGGCUCAUUCAAGUCAUUGUACUCAUGAUGUAAUCCUACAGGAGAAAUGUUUACCUACUAAUUCAGCAAAAGUCAAGGCAAAAAUGAAGAAGACAUCAGAGGGUUCUGCAAAUUCUUCUGUACAAUCCUCAAAAUGUGAAGAUUCUUCCCACAGACAACAAAUCAAUACAGCAGACAGCUUCACCAAAAGUGCUGGAACAGCUACAAUCUCAUCUUUGGGAACCUUGGAUGGAUCACUGAUUAAACUCUUCUCAAACUGUAAAUGCAACCUUAAGACAAGUUGUAAUUGUGGAUUUGUAGACAAAUUAUUGAAACAUUUCAGUAAAGAGGAUUUGGUAAACUUCAAACGAUAUGAAAGUAAAAUUUCGCAAACGGAACAUUGGAAAGAUAAGUCCAGUUGUAAUAAUAUCGGCGUACAAGUACAGGUAUAUACGCAAAACCAAAACUCACAGACAUUCAGUAAUUUGAGCAAUCAGAUUUCUCAGACAUCGAAAUCUCAACGUCAUUCACAAGAUGUUGGGAUCCAAACUUCAGCUAUUGUACCUGUGAAAAUACCACGAAAGACUGAAGUGAUUCAAGUGGGAUCACAAGAUCAAAAUACUUUAACCAAAGCUGAAGAUGUAAGAGUCCAUCAAUUGAAAAACAAUAUCAAUCAGAGAAAUGCAGCCCCGCAAACUUUAUACCGAGAUUUGGAAAUUAUUCAAUCUAUUGAUACAGAACUUGAAGGAAAUAAUAGAAAUGAAGUUGAUGAUUAUACCCAGACGAAUCUUGGGUAUGUUUCUAAUGAUGAUAAAAACGAUGAAGUCACGAAUAUUUCUGGGUCAGAUCAAGAAAUGGGGAACUGUAAAAUAUAUGGGAGAGAAAAGAGACAUAUUACUACAUCUUCAAAUAGUUCUCACAUUUUGGUUCCUCAUUCUAUUGAAAAAUCAUCUGAGAACAUCGAUGGUCAAACCAACAUCGAAAACGCCAAUGCAGGUGGAAAUAAAAGUCCAGAGAAUGAUAUGUAUUUGAAUUUAUCUUCCAUGUCACCCAAUGAAACAUCUUCCGGCAAUACCGUUUCUGAAAAUUCAGCUACAUCUGAUCUCACGUGUAUUUGUUGUAAAAUGAGAACAAAUAUUGAAAACGUUUCUCUGCUGCGAAGCAACAAUCAGGAAUAUCCUCUGUGUCAUCAUUGUCUAGGGAAGAAACCAAUUUUAACUUCCGUAUGCUAUACAGGUCCAGAAAAGGAUGUUGUUAAUGACACAAAUGCCACCAGUGACAGUUUCCGAAGAAUGGAAGAAUAUUGUACUUGCACCAAACAAUCUAAAUCUCAGAAUGGACAUUAUUGUUUUCAUUGUCAGUUCAAAUUGAAGAAGACUGUAAGAAGCCGAAAUGCCAUCGCUUAUACGCUGACUUUAGAAAAUGAGACACCUAGAAAAUUCAAAAGCCAUAAGAAGAAAACGAAGCGGUUAGAGGAAAUCAAGGUGAAAGUACCUUGCCCUUCAAAUAGAAAAACAUUCAAGAAUGAGGAAAAUUCCAGUAAAAGAGAUGUAUAUAGGUUACAUAAACGAGAAAGUUCACUACGUGAAAAUAUUGAGACUGAGAGAAGAGAUAUCGAAAAAUCUACAGGUCAUGUGACUAAGAAUAUCAAGAAGAAUUUGACUUUACAGGAGUACCUCAUGACGAAUAGACCUGAUUUCAUGAAUUCCGCUGAAUAUAGAAGACGCACUGUCGUAACUCAUAAGGUGAAAAGGCAGUUGGACAAAGAGAAAAUUAAAUUAAGGCUUAUUGAAAAUAAUCUACCUGAGAAGGAAGAAAUGCGAGGUAUCACCAGAUUAUUUACUGAAAAAGAGAUGAGAGAUAUAACAAACAAGAAUUAUCAAAAACUACCAGAAGUACAGCACAAGUUGGUCCAAUCCAGAGAACAAAGACUCAGAUAUGCUGAUAAGUUUAUUGUCGGUUUAUUCAAAAAGAACAUACAAGGUAGUGUCUUGAAAGGUAAAAGAAGCUUUCCAUUAAAUACCAAUAUUGUUAAUAUGCAAGCAUAAUACUUACAUCAGUUUCAAUAUUCUUGUUGUUGUAAAAUAUCAUGAAAUAUGUGUUUUUGUUGACCAAAGAAUUUGUAGGUGAUUGAUAUGUUUUGAUAAUUCUAUGAAUAAAUGAUUGAAGAUAAUACC